Molecule: messenger RNA, 2486 nt
Organism: Aphanomyces invadans
Lineage: Eukaryota; Oomycota; Saprolegniomycetes; Saprolegniales; Verrucalvaceae
Exons: 4
Coding region: 13-1848 (611 amino acids)
Cellular component (GO): cytoplasm
Molecular function (GO): ATP binding; ATP hydrolysis activity
Source: RefSeq, a predicted model, not a curated record
AGCAAACACAUCAUGAGCUCGAAGAAGAAAGGGAAGAAGGGCGCCAAGGAGCAACCAGAUGAGAACGUCCCUUUGCAUCCACUGAAGCUGGAAGUUGGGCGCCUGCAUCAUGGAAGUGCAGAUCCCCGCGCAGCACAGGUCAUUUCCCGCAUCAACAUGCACUUGCAGGAUAUGAAAGCGCGGCGUUUGAGUUUCGGUGAACUUGUGGUCGUGUCGACAGACACAAGUCCACCGACUCCUGUCAUGUGCGGAACAGUCUGGCCUUCAGACAAAACGAAACCUGGUAUGGUCGUGCUGGGCUCUGUGUGGAAAGAAGUGGCGGAGAGAGCAUCGUCGCAAGCCGUGACGGUGGCUACAUUGUCCAGCACUGCGACUCGAGUCGUUGCCACGCAAGUGACGCUGCAGGCGCUGACACAAGUCCCAGUAUCCGACAAGGAACAGUCUCUCCUGGGUCAAUACGUUGCGUGCAUGAUGAUUGGCAUGUACGUGCUGAACGACGCCAUCCUUGUCCUCCCAGUGCAUGGCGCAAGUCGCCGGUUUCAAGUCAUCCAGUGCUCGUCCAAGACGAAAGUUAUUCCAUCAUCUGUGCCUUCUACUACUAUCUACUCUGUCGACACUUCCACGUCCGUGAAUGUCCACUGGGCAUCGUCAGCAACUAGUUCAGUUGUGAAAAGCACAACGCCAACAUUUCAAGCUAUUGGUGGCCUACAAACUCAAAUUGAAGCUGUGAGACAGCUCAUCGAACAACCUUUGAUCCAUCCUACGCUUUUUGCAUCGUUUGGCUUGCCUCCACCGAAAGGUGUGCUGCUCUACGGCCCACCUGGUACUGGCAAGACGCUGAUCGCUCGGUCAGUGGCCCACGCAGCCCAAGCCGCGGUUUUCACCAUCAAUGGGCCCGAACUCUUGAGCAAAUUUGUUGGUGAAAGCGAAGCGAAUAUCCGCGCCGUAUUUGCCGCCGCCGCCGCGCAAAGCCCCGCCCUCGUCUUCAUCGACGAGAUUGACUCGCUAUGUCCAAAACGCGAUGGCCACGUCGGAGACAUGGAAAAACGAGUGGUUGCUACGCUCUUGACAUGCAUGGAUGGAUUGAGCGCAUCUCCAGGAGUAGUCGUAUUGGCAGCUACAAACCGACCGAAUGCGCUGGACCCAGCGCUGCGCCGUCCUGGUCGUUUGGACCGCGAGAUUGAGAUCCCGAUCCCAAGCGCCCAAGACCGUCUGGCCAUCCUCAAGGUGACUCUGGCCAAGAUUCCGCACGCGCUGACCCCUGAUUCGAUGGACAACGUUGCAAGCAAAUUACAUGGAUAUGUUGGCGCUGACAUCAACGCGCUUUGCAAGGAAGCUGCUCUCCUCGCACUCCAUCGGGAUCGCCAUGACAUAAAAGUGACUGACGGCGACGUGAAAGCUGCCAUGAAGGUUGUGUCCCCCAGUGCACUUCGCGAGAUAUCCCUCGACAUUCCCCGCGUCCUGUGGAGCGAAAUCGGCGGUCAAGGGAUGAUCAAGCAACAGCUAAAGGAAGCCGUCGAGUGGCCAUUGAAGCACCCUGAUGCGUUUGUUCGCAUGGGAAUUCGUCCUCCUAAAGGCAUUCUCCUCUACGGACCACCUGGCUGCUCCAAAACACUCACUGCGAAAGCGCUGGCAACGGAAGGCGGCAUGAACUUCAUUGCAAUCAAAGGCCCCGAGCUCUACUCAAAGUGGGUCGGUGAAUCGGAAAAGGCCAUCCAGUCCAUCUUCCGCAAAGCCAAAGCGGCAGCCCCGAGCGUCGUAUUCUUUGACGAAAUCGACGCUGUCGCGAGUUCCCGCGGUAGUGGCAGUUCGGGGGUGAGUUUGCGCGAGUCUUGCGCAUGUCGUUGAUAGGUUGGUGUGUAGGUGGCCGAUCGUGUGCUGAGCCAACUGCUCAACGAACUCGACGGCAUCGAAACUUUGAAGCAAGUGAUUUUGGUCGCUGCGACAAACCGACCCGACCUCAUCGACAGCGCGCUGAUGCGUCCUGGGCGGAUAGAUCGCGUGUUGUACGUGGGACCUCCAGACGAAGUGGCCCGGGCGGAGAUCUUGACCAUUCACACACGAAAAAUGCCUCUUGCUCCCGAUGUCGUGAUUCGUGAGCUGGCCAAGGCAACGACCCGCUAUUCCGGUGCAGAAUUGGCGUCGCUCUGUCGAGAAGCAGCGUUGUGUGCCAUGCAAGAAGAUGUUGAAGCGCUGCAUAUUGCCAAGCGCCACUUUGACUUUGCACUGGCUCAAAUUGUACCGCAAAUCAACGAUUCGAUGCUCGCCUUUUUCGACGCCUAUCGCGAAUCCCAUGCCAGGGCGUAAACAACUUGAGAGAUCCACCACGCAUCCUGGACACUAUUAACAUCUAUUACGCCGUUAACAUCCAUCAUGACUCGGUGCAAACGGAGCUUCAGAGCCACCAAGUCCUACGACAGAAUCCAGCCCAGGCCGAAGCCGCGACUGGCGAAUCACCAAUCUGCGAGCCACGUUACCAAGAUGCG